CAGGAGCACAGGCCCAGUUGAAUAGAGGGAUCAUUUACUCAGUAUCUUUCUUCCAGGGCUGGAUGGGGCAGCACCUCAAUCAUAUAGGGCACAUGGCAAACCUCAGUAUCACCAGCAAAAAUUCACUACAGUUCAACAAGUUUUUCUAAAAGUAAGAAGAGAAAACUGAUAGAAAUUCGAGGCUGGCUCUAGGUAAAAUGGUUUAGCAGGUAAAGAGUCACUGCAGGGUCCCCAGCCUAGGUCUAGAACACAGUUUCCCAAAGCCAGGCUAGUACUACUCAAUUCUAUUUGAAUCUGCUGGAAAACAUUGUGUGCCUCUGCUCAGCAGUUUCCCCUGGAUCUGUGGAUGUCCUUUCUUACCUCUUUGAACUUCUUUCUGCACCUACCUUCCUCUCUUUGAGAACUGCCAAGUUCUUGUCCUUUAUUUCCUUCCCAGGUGCUCUCACUCUUCCUGUGGAUUGCUUUCCCCUGGCACCUCUAUCUGGAGGCUGUUGAGCCCACAGCUUCCUCUUUUACCAAACACAGAGAUUGAAUUUGACAGUGGGAAUUAUUUUUGUUGCGUGGUUGGCAUGCUUAAGCAAAAACUGGCACAGAAGUGUUCUAAGUGUUGAGGUUUGGAGUUCUAAGUUAGUCCUGGUGAUAUAGUCAUAGCAAAAUUCAUCCAGAGGUGUUAAUUGAGGUGUAACUGAGCUCUAGGAUAUACGUGCAUGGCAACACCUGAGAAGGUUGCAAGCUAAACCAUUGUUUACUGAUCGAGGAGUAAAUGAGCCAUCUAGAAGAGGAGGAAGUGAGGUUUCAGAGGAUAAUGGGAAAGGUUGUUGAGGUACCAGACAUUUUCAAGAGGCCCCAGCUUCCCAAAUCUUGUCCAGCAUUCUUGAACCUGGACUCUACUCCUAAGUAGCCCCAUAAUUUGUAGCACCCCUUCUCAAUCCAAUUCCCCCUAAAAUGCUCUAGUAUCCCCACUCUCAACCAGAUACCUCUCACUUCAUGGCACUCUGACAUCUUUGAGUAUCUCCAGACCUUAGCCCUGUGCCCCUGGACUUCGAGACAUAUUCCACCUUCCCCUGUCCAUCUUCUAGAUCAGUCUGUCUAGCGUCCCUAAACCAAAUACACUUCCUUCUUAUAUUCGACCACCUAAAGGAUGUCCCUGAUCAGACCCCUUGUCGGAAGAGCACAAGUGGCUUCUUCAGGACCCAGCCUUCUGUGAACACACUGAUGCUCAUAUAUCCCAGGGCCAUGACUGCAGAGAAGGGAUGGAACUGCAUACCACUGAAGGCAUUUACCCUUUCAGUUUGUGUCUAGGGCUGUACAUCUCCCCACUCCAACUACCUAAGUAACUGCUGGUUGAUAUCAUACUUGACAUAACUGAUUUGGUCUUCCUAAGAUCUCAAUGAAUUCCAGGUAAUUUUUUAUUUGGGGAUGUACAUGAUCAUUUUUCACUUUUGCAGACCUGAUUUUUGGCCAUCCCAAUUCACCUGCAGGGAUGAGUCAGUGACACCGGACCUACCCACCUAUGAAGAAUUGCUUUUAUUCUUUGCUAGGCCCCAUACAAACCUGGGUGGGGAAAAGCAGGAAUAUUUCUUCAUUUCCUUUUUACUAAUCUCCUAGGGCCCGAUCCUUCAGAAAAGAAGGGAAUGGGCCAAGGAAACAAAUGGGGUGGAGGAGAGGAGAAAAGUCUCCAAGGGGCCCUGGAGUAGGAUGGGAUGAAUGAAGGAUAAGGAACAGCAAAGAUAGGGGAUCGAUAUACCAGCUCCAAUACCUGCCUUUUUCUUCUUUCUCUACCCCUGACUCCUACCGGUCCCUCUAAUGAAGCUAUGCCAGAGGAGCCGCCCUCUAACCCCAUAUAUCUCUCACUUUCUUAUUUUCUUGGUUCUCCCCAGGGUUAGGUUCGACAUCACCAAAACCUGUCCAGGACCGAACAUACACUUUGCACAGAACAGGCAUCAGCUAUAUUUAAAAAGGACAUCCUGAGGAUAAAAAUAGUCAUAGUGUCACCCUCUAGCCCAUAGUUUGCAAAGCCUUUCCCAGGAUGGAUCUCAUCGCGUCUCCUUGAACGUCCGAAGUGUUAGGCGGGGCCAAAGCCACUAUCCCCACUCUACAAAUGAGGAAAACCGCGGCCCGCCGUGGCCACACUUUCAGGCUGAGAGCCGCUAGCCAUAAAGCAGUCAACUGGCAGCAAGGGUCGCGCCCCUUUACACCACUGCACCUGCGACCCCUGGCGCGAUCCCUGCCGGGAAUUGUAGUCCAAUGACCCUCAGCUCCUAUGGAUUGGACUACAAUGACCAGCAUGCCCCGCGCUUUUUUGCGCCCCCUUCCCUUUCAGCCUCGGGCGCGGGGGAGGCUCGGCAGACCUGCUGACUGGGAAGCGGUAUGGCAGCGACACUGGGCAGCGGGGAGCGCUGGACGGAAGCUUACAUUGAUGCAGUUAGAAGAAACAAAUACCCAGAAGACAGACCUCCUGAAAGUCAUGACCCCUGUGGUUGCUGUAACUGCAGGAAGGCACAAAAGGAAAAGAAGUCUGAGCAUGAGUGGAAUCAAACCCGACAGGGUGAGGGGAAUGCCACUUAUACUGAGGAGCAGCUGCUUGGAGUACAAAGGAUCAAGAAAUGCAGAAAUUACUAUGAAAUUCUGGGGGUUUCACGAAAUGCCAGUGAUGAAGGGCUUAAGAAAGCUUACCGAAAACUCGCCCUGAAAUUUCAUCCUGACAAGAACUGUGCUCCUGGAGCAACAGAUGCUUUCAAAGCAAUAGGAAAUGCCUUUGCAGUCCUGAGCAAUCCUGAGAAGAGACUCCGCUAUGAUGAAUAUGGAGAUGAACAGGUGACUUUCACUACCCCUCGAGCCAGACCUUAUAAUUAUUACAGGGACUUUGAAGCCGACAUCACUCCAGAAGAGCUGUUCAACGUCUUCUUUGGAGGACAUUUUCCUACAGGAAACAUUCAUAUGUUUUCAAACGUGACAGAUGACCCCCACUAUUACCGCCGGCGGCACCGACAUGAGAGGAUGCAGACACGGAAGGAAGAGGAAGAAGAUAAGCCUCAGACUACAUAUUCUGCAUUUAUUCAGUUACUUCCAGUUCUGGUGAUUGUGAUUAUAUCUGUGAUUACUCAGCUGCUAGCUGCUAAUCCCCCAUAUAGUCUAUUCUAUAAAUCGACCUUGGGCUACACCAUUUCUAGAGAAACCCAGAACCUACAGGUGCCUUACUUUGUGGAUAAAAACUUUGACAAGGCCUACAGAGGAGCAUCUCUGCGUGACCUGGAGAAGACGAUAGAAAAGGAUUACAUUGAUUAUAUCCAGACAAGUUGUUGGAAGGAGAAACAACAAAAGUCAGAGUUGACCAAUUUGGCAGGAUUAUACAGAGAUGAACGAUUGAAACAGAAGGCAGAGUCGCUGAAACUUGAAAACUGUGAAAAACUUUCCAAACUGAUUGGCCUACGCAGAGGUGGCUGAGAGGAUGGUAGUCCUAUGCAGGCUCGGGGUUUUGCUGCGUGUUACUGUUUAUGUUCCUAAUUCCAUUGUAUAAUACAAAAUUAGGAAAUGAUGAACAUUUUACAAUUUGCUAACUUUGUUUGGUGGGCAGAGUUGGAGGUGCUUCAGCACGGAGCCAGACUUGUCAUCACAGAAUCCUUCCUGGGGAUUGGCUCCGGGGGCCAGGAGCAGGUCAUCUAAAUUGAAUUAAUGGCAAAGCAUUAGAUUCAGCCCCGUGCUCUGCGCCUACCCUGCCUCUAGAAAUGUAGUUCAGGGCACCCCAGAGCAGAUUCAUAUUUUCUUCCUUCUUCCCUUCAGUGAAGUCUCAAUAGCCAGUCAGUCCUAGGCUUAGCCAAAGCAGCUUAAUAUUG
Molecule: messenger RNA, 3836 nt
Organism: Balaenoptera acutorostrata (minke whale)
Lineage: Eukaryota; Metazoa; Chordata; Mammalia; Artiodactyla; Balaenopteridae
Gene: DNAJC18
Product: DnaJ heat shock protein family (Hsp40) member C18
Exons: 8
Coding region: 2371-3447 (358 amino acids)
Biological process (GO): cellular response to misfolded protein
Cellular component (GO): endoplasmic reticulum membrane
Molecular function (GO): Hsp70 protein binding
Source: RefSeq, a predicted model, not a curated record